Callithrix jacchus (white-tufted-ear marmoset) is the source of this 13211-nucleotide messenger RNA. RefSeq names its product syntaxin 17 (gene STX17). Lineage: Eukaryota; Metazoa; Chordata; Mammalia; Primates; Cebidae. Gene Ontology annotation, biological process: exocytosis; vesicle fusion; intracellular protein transport. The record is from RefSeq and is a predicted model, not a curated record. Gene Ontology annotation, molecular function: SNAP receptor activity; SNARE binding. Gene Ontology annotation, cellular component: plasma membrane; SNARE complex; autophagosome membrane.
CGGCGGCCUCGCGGGGUGAGGCGGGGCGGAGUGGGGGGGUACAUCCCAACCCACCCCUCGCGACGCCCCGCCCCGUCGCUCCUGCGCCUGCGCCGUGGGCACCUACCGGCCUCAAGCGCCCUGGCGGGAGGUUUUUCUAUAUGAGUGGAGAAGACAGCUAUUACCAGCGAAGUCAUACAACAUUUUUUUAGGAUGUCUGAAGAUGAAGAAAAAGUGAAAUUACGCCGUCUAGAACCAGCUAUUCAGAAAUUCAUUAAGAUAGUAAUCCCAACAGACCUGGAGAGGUUAAGAAAGCACCAGAUAAAUAUUGAGAAGUAUCAAAGGUGCAGAAUCUGGGAUAAGUUACAUGAAGAGCAUAUCAAUGCAGGACGUACAGUUCAGCAACUCCGAUCCAAUAUCCGAGAAAUUGAGAAACUUUGUUUGAAAGUCCGAAAGGAUGACCUAGUACUUCUGAAGAGAAUGAUAGAUCCUGUUAAAGAAGAAGCAGCAGCAGCAACAGCAGAAUUUCUUCAACUCCAUUUGGAAUCUGUGAAAGAACUUAAGAAGCAAUUUAAUGAUGAAGAAACUUUGAUACAGCCUCCUUUGACCAGAUCCAUGACUGUUGGUGGAGCAUUUCACACUACUGAAGCUGAAGCUAGUUCUCAGAGUUUGACUCAGAUAUAUGCCUUACCUGAAAUUCCUCAAGAUCAAAAUGCUGCAGAAUCAUGGGAAACCUUAGAAGCGGACUUAAUUGAACUUAGCCAACUGGUCACUGACUUCUCUCUCCUAGUGAAUUCUCAGCAGGAGAAGAUUGACAGCAUUGCAGACCAUGUCAACAGUGCCGCUGUGAAUGUUGAAGAGGGAACCAAAAACUUGGGGAAGGCUGCAAAAUACAAGCUGGCAGCUCUGCCUGUGGCAGGUGCACUCAUCGGAGGAAUGGUAGGGGGUCCUAUUGGCCUCCUUGCAGGCUUCAAAGUGGCAGGAAUUGCAGCUGCACUUGGUGGUGGGGUGUUGGGCUUCACAGGUGGAAAAUUGAUACAAAGAAAGAAACAGAAAAUGAUGGAGAAGCUCACUUCCAGCUGUCCAGAUCUUCCCAGCCAAACUGACAAAAAAUGCAGUUAAAAACCAAACUUCAAUAUUAUUGGUGCCAACAUGUCUCUCCUAAUGAGGACCUUUGCUGCUGUUGGACACUCCAUCACCGUUUGGAACACAAGUAUAUCAAGAUAGUGGCUACUGAUGUUCAAGUGGGAUUGAAGUGUGAUAAGCGGAUAUAUUUUGUUGUUUGCUGGGGUGUUCAUGGAGAUGUUAGAGAUUGAGGCCCUGGGCUGAGGGUGUAUAAUGUAUAUGUCAGGUAAUGUUUGAAGACUGCCAAGGAGCAGAUUUUCUCCCUGGAAAUGUGAAAACUGAACCUAUAACUCUGAUAAGGACUUGAGAUGUGUAGAAAGGUUGGGUUAUGGAAGACUAGUUUCUUCCAUAACCCUGAAUUGGAGCCCUUAAGGCUAAGUGUAGAUUACCGAGGUUUGUUAGAGAGAAAAGAGUAAGAGUUCAGGAGCCUUUGUUAUCAGAUGGGGAAAUAAGGGCCUAGUGAGGAUUACAGGUGAACUACAUAGUGGAGUCAAUUGGCGAACCCUAUUGCAGUUUGGUCCAACUAUGUUUUCUGGUGAAGGAAAUUAAUGAUGUAAGAAAAUGAAAGUGGCUCAACUUCUCUUCCAGAUAUCUUCAUUUGUGACACUGGCUUCUGAACUCUUCCUCUGCCUCUCUUUAAAUAAAUAACACAGAAUUUCAAGUGGUAGGAGACUUAUGAAGCCAGUCAUCAAGCUCGCUCUGUCAGCCUGUCUCCUAACACCUUAAAGAUCUUGUGCCCUGUGCCAUCCCUCCCUUGUCAUUAUGAAGUUCUUUGGUUUCUGGGGUGAAUUCUACCCAUGUAUAAUGAGGAAUUCUCUCAUAACACUUUUUGUCUUGUCUCUCAUCUCUGUUCAUCCCUUCCUAUAACCUCUAGAUAAAAAGAAAAGAAAAAAAUUUCCAGAUAUUUUCAACAUUGUUAGAGUUUGGGCUAAAAUGAGCAAGGAGAAAAAAACACCAAGAACAUUUCCUGGCAUGUUCCAAUUGUAAGGGCUGAUGUAUCUGCCAGAUAGGGGGUCUCUGACUCAGUCUUCUUUUUAGCUGGUCUCUGGGGGGAGCUGAGAAUUUACUUGCUACCUCACUUGUGUUACUACCAUCCUUUUCCCCAGACAUUUUAUCUCCUAUGCAUUCCUUUGCUUUUUAUAGCUGCUCUUUCUUCCCCAAAGUGGUGUUCCCAUGCUUACUUUUAUCACAUUCUAGACAAUGAUAGACAAAGCCUCAUGCAAGACUCAGACCCAGGGAAGGGUGUGGUGCUAAUCUCAACACCUGACAUUGACAGCAAGGAUGGUUCAGACCAACCUUAUGUCUAUCUCAAACUGCAGAAAGACUUUAAAUUUGGAAAAAAGAAUUUAAGAUUACAGGCAGCCUCCCUCUAUACCCAACCUCAUUUAAAAUAGUAGGGAAUCAUCUUUUGCCUUAGUCUUUACUCUUUUCUGAGCACAGGAAUGGGCACCUGCACCCCAGAAAGUGUGAGCUGUCUUUCUGACAGGAGCUAAGGAUUAUCAGGCCAUUGGAUGGUUUAUCACUUCUUUCUGAGUUUACUUUUUUUUUUUUUGAGAUGCAGUUUCGAUAUUGUUGCUCAGGCUGGAGUGAAAUGGCAUGAUCUGAACUCACCACAACCUCCGCCUCCCAGGUUCAAGCAAUUCUCCUGGCUCAGCCUCCAGAGCAGCUGGGAUUACAGGCACCUGCCACCAUGCCUGGCUAAUAUUUUGUAUUUUUAGUAGAGAUAGGGUUUCUCCAUGUUGGUCAGGCUGGUCUCGAACUCCCGACCUCAGGUGAUCCACCUGCCUCGGCCUUCCAAAGUGCUGGGAUUACAGGAGUGAGCCACCGCUCCUGGCCUACUUUUAAUAACUUAUUGAUUGCUGCCUUUCAUGUCCCUGUCUAAUCUAAAGAGACUUUCUCUUUCAUACUUCUUGAAUCUCACCAAUAAAUUCCAGUGAAACAGCACCAUUUCUUAGUAUCAUUAAAAAACUAGAAAGUAUGAAGUAUUGCUCUCUGCUGCUAUGUAUCAUUAACAUAAUAAUACCAAGACGGAAAUACUUUGAAUAAGUGUCAGAGUCUGAUCCAGUAUCUGAUAUUGGACACCUGUGAGGCUGGGAUAAUUGCUUUUGAACUACACCUCUUCUCUAGUUUCUGGACCUUGCUCUGUCCCUUUAACACAGGAUAUUCAAACCUGAAUGAGGAUCAGAACUCACCCAGGCACUUAACUUAAAGCAAGAUUCCUAAACUUCAGUUCCAGGGGUAAUUCUGACAUCACUAGUCCAGCAUAGUCAGCUGAGAUUAUAAAUAUAAGAAACAGUUACAUCAAGAUUCAGCUGUGUCAUUUAAUUCUGAAAUUGCCAGUAUUCUACCCUUCUUCAUCACUGCAUAUGACCCCACUCCUCCAACCCCAAAUUGUCUAUCCUUUCAGCCCACCAACUUAGCAGCAGCACUAGGGAUUCAUUAUGAGGUCAGUCUGGUUUACACAAGGACCUGAAGGAGAAAGGAAGCCUGUAUUUGAAGCUCUCACUUUGUGUUGGUAUCUCUCAUUUUUACUGAGCCAAUGUGGAACACCACUGUUUGUAUUUGUAUAAGCCCUUGACUUUUACUGCUCAUCACGAUUGGAAUAUUACUCUAGUGGUCUUCACACAUAGCCAAGUUAUAGUCCUUUUAAAAAGUAUCUCAUUUCCCCAUAAUGGAACCUAAUAGCCAACUUUUUCAUAGAAAUUGGUAGAAGAAUUUGAUCAACUAUAAACAAUAAAGUGUUUAUAAGUAGUAGUUAGUACGAUGCAGAAACCAAUCUUAAAAUUGAAUUCAAUGUUUUAUCAUAUCCAAUUAAAUAUCUUCUCCAAUUCAUGUGUAAUUUUUACUACAACAAGUUAGAAAAUAGGGAACUCUUUGAUUAAGGUCUUAUUUUGUGGGCCUUCAUUUGGAUAAAGGCAGCAAUCCUAAGGCCUUUUUCCCAUAAUCUGAGAAUUUCUCUGUAGAGCAGAGACUUUUAAGCCAUUUGGCUGUAACCCACGGUAAAAAAAAAUGCAUUUAUAUCAAACCUUAGCAUAUGCUUAACAAACAAUACUUACCCUUCUGAGGUUUUUUUAUUGUUUCAGUUUUCAAAAUAUGCCAGUCGCAACCCACUAAAUUGAUUUAAUAAUCUGCCAAUGGGUUGUAAUCCUUAGCUUGAAAAAAAACAGGCUCACAAAAGAACUGAUAUUUCUUGAAUACCUUCUGUUCACCAGACAUUUUACGAGUAAGGAAACUGGCCUCAGAGAAAUAAUUUGCAGAGGUUUACUCAUCUACAAAGGUGUGAAGCCAGGAAUGUUAACUAGGUCUGUUGAGCUACAAAAACGGUUUUAUGUCUCUCAUACUAUACUGCCCCUCUACAAAAUUGAGAUGGGGUUGGGUGCAGUGGUUCAUGCCUGCAACCCCAGCACUUUGGGAAGCUGAGGCCAGAGGAUCACUUGAGCCCAGGAGUCUGAGACCAGCCUGGGCAACAUAGUGAGACUGUGUCUACAAAAAAAAAAAAUUAAAAAUUAGCUAGGUGUGGCAUAGCACACACCUGUAGUCCCAGCUACAUUGGAAGCUGAGGUGGGAGAAUCACUUGAGCCCAAAAAAGGUGGGCCAUCCAUUCUGCUUUAUUACUUUAUUACUUUUUUUUUUUUUUUUUUUGCCAAACAAGCUUUGAAAUAACACAUUCCAUUCAUUUGCAUCUUUUAAAAAAAAACUUCUGAUUCCUCACCAAGUGUCCAGCAGCCUCAAAAGUUUUUAAUGAUAGCUGUUGCAGACGUACAUAGUGCUCAAUUUGGCCCUUAAACUAUAAAAUCAAGAAUAUUUCAGUCCCACCUACCUGCCUACAAGUUUUCUUAAAGUUCACUGGUUAUAAAAAGCACCAUUGUUUAAACAGUUCUUUUUAUGUAAUUUAAAAAUAAACUUGAAUGCUUUUAAAACAGUUUAUUAUAACUCAUAGAUUAAAUGAUUAUUAUCCUUUAAAAUGAUACCCUUGGGAAAUCAGAUACUUACUGUAGUGACGCUAAUACUAAUGUUACUUAGACUAAUUUUGAAACUAUUUUUUCAGAAUUGCCUCUAAAGACAUUUUGCAAACCAUCCCAGAAAAGGUGGUAUGAUGGUGCUUUGUAGAACUGGCCAGAGUUCCUGGAGGAUUUUGAGGUUAUACUGAAACAGAGUGCUGUACAGGGAGAAUUCCAUAAGUCCAAAAAACCUCCUUCUGUGGGCUGCCUGCCUGCCUGCCUUCCCUCCCUUAAGUGCUCUAAGUUGUUUGUACAGGAAUAAGAACCAAAUACUGGUAACAUUGAUCACAAGAAGAUGAGGAAACCUAUAAGUAUAUAAUGUAGAUAUUUUCCUUCCAUUAAAGUAGAGAAACCAAACCAUGCUUUUUGUUAACCUUACAUAUGAAAGGUGUUUCUCAGGGUCCCCUUUGUCCUUUACUUCUGCCAUAUGAAAUCUUACAAGGAAGGAUGAAGGAAAGCCUGGGGAAAAAAGUUCUCCUGGGAAAUGAGGUGUUUUCUUGUUAUAAAGUAGAAAGUGUCUGUGGUUCACAGGUACUUAUGAAUGUUAGAUAAUAUUCUUAAGUAAUCAGAAGCCUAGUAAAAGGUAGGGGAGUUGUUUUUCCUCCAGCCUAAAUUAAUAUUAAAAGUUUGGGGGUAUUUUUUGUUUUUAAAUUAACACCUUAUUGUUUUUAACAAGUGGUUCUCACAAUUUACAUUCAUUAAUUUGAUGCCCUUUUACAAAGAAACAUCUUAGGUAUUAUAAACAAUGUAAAGGACCCACAUGGUAUGUAUCCACAUUGCUACUCUCAAGUAGAAAUGGUAGUUAAGAAAUACAUCUGUGCAAUAUUCAAUUGAAAAACCAUAAAAGCUGUCAAAGGCAAAUGAUUUGCUCCAGAUCACAAAACUAGUUAGCACAAAAGCUAAGACUAUAACCAGGAUCUAAGAAAAAAAUCCUGAAGGUAAUAUAAGUGAGUGUUAUACCGUAUCAAGUUACCUGCUAAGGCUUGUAAUCUUUCAGACUAGCUUUAACAUUCCAAAUCAGGCAGUAGCUACAAUGAAAAGAGAAUUGGUUGGGAAAUCCUGAGAUCAGAGUUCUGCUUUGGCUUUGACUCUUAUAGCAAGAUUUUUUUUGAAUCAGGGGCAGCUAUCUCCUCCCAUCCCAGUCAUGAAUCUUCCAACCUUAGUGGUCACCAGCUUGACUCCAUUCCUUAUAUCUAGCCUGGUGCUGUCAAUUCUCCAUUAAAUGUUAGUUGCAUCCAUUUCUAAAUACAUAUCCAUCACUCUAGUAAAAGACUUUUACGUCACACCUUGCACUUGAUCUUCCCCCAACAUUAAGUGGCUCAGUUCCUCAUAUCACAAGAAUUAACCACCAAGUCCAUCUUUCACUUUUCUACUGAAAAAUUUUCAGUGACUCCCAUUGAAUACCAAAUAAAGUUCAAAUCCUUUAGAUUGGCAUUCACAGCUUUCUAUGUUCUGGCUCCAGCUUUAUCUCUUCAAACUCACUACUCACCAUCUGACAAUGCCACUAAAAAUCCACAAGAGUGAUUUUAAGGUUUAUAUAUGGUGAAGGAUCAAACUGGUAGUAAACCAGGUUUACAUUUUUCUGGUCUAAAAUUAUUUCUAUAUUACUUCACUUUAUUAUAGUCAGCUGGGAUUUAUUUAAGCUCCUGGGCAAGCCUAAAACUUGUAUCCUGAAGAAAAUAUUUUUUUCCACCAGAAGAAAUUGCAUUCAAUUUCUUAACCUUCAAAACAAUGUCAGUCUUGUCACCUGUGCAUUUGGUGGCCAAAGCGCAAGUAUUCUUCAGGAGCAUAAAUACUCCAGCCUUGAAUGGACUACUGUCCAGCUCCUGUGAAAAACUUAGUAUUUGAGAAAGAUAUUCAACAGUAUGUGUUUUCUAUAUACUUCACAAGUAGUUGAGAUUUUCUUGUAUUAAGGUUAAUCACUAAAAAGAUGUUUACUUGGGUUUCAUUAACCCUCCUUUAGAUGUUUUACAUUCUAUUGUUAAACACUUGGUGUUAGCAAGGGUCAGCACAAGAAAAGGCUCAAUGGCAAGAAUUUCUGCAAAUUCUGUAAAGCUUACUGAAUUCAUUUGUCAUUUAUUAUGUUGCUGAGUGGUGCUUGAAUAAGGAAACAUGCAAUAAAUUUACUCACUCAACAAACAUUUAACUGAAUACCUGUUGUGUGUUGAGUGCUAGGGCCAUACAUAGAAAAAUGCUAGACCUAUAGAAUCUACCCUUGUAAACCAUUCAAAUACCUAAAGCAAGUAAAUCACAGUAAAACAUGGUAAGUGCCCUAAGAGAGGAAUGAACAAAGUAAUAAGAGGGCACACAGAAUGGAGGACAAACUCGGCUUGGAAAAGAAGGGGCAGGCUUUGUGGAACAUGUAGUAUUUGAGCAGUACCUAAAGAAGAAUAUGCCCGAUUGAAGAUGGAGUUAUGGACAAAGGGCUCAAAACAUAACAUGGUGGGCUUACAGAAAACUAAGAAAUUAAACACACCUGAGUGAUGAAGCUGGUUGGAUGGAAAUACAAACCAGGGUGUUACCUAUUUAAAAUUUAAUAAUUCUUUGUUCAUAGGAAUUGAUGUACUGCUUUCUGUCAGAUAAGACUGUUAUUCCUCCGAGUUCUUCAUUUUGCCUUCUUGCCAGGGAAGUUAGUAUUAAACCUCACAUUUGGUGGAGUUCUUGGUAUAUUUGCCUUCCUUUCCCAAAUACUGUGCUUUCUUCCCUCUCUGCUUAUGAGAUCCUCUGCUUAACACUGAAUGCCCUCUUUGUUCCUGUCCUAAUAGUCAUUCUGUAUUUAUUGAAAACCCUCUGAGAAAAGUCAUGAAAUUUACUUCUUAGUGUCAAAGUCCUUCACAAUCAUUUUCCAUCUCUACAUGAAUAUUUCUUGACCACUGAAAUUCAGUGGCUCCCAUUUUCACUUAUGGUUAAUUCUGCAAUGUUCUCCAACUUCAGAGAGGUAAAAUUCUUUCACUGGUGAUGGUGUGAUCUCCCCAACUAGAAUGUAAGCUGCUUUCAGGGCAGGGAUCAUAUCAUCUUCUUUGAGUACUUCUUGCCAUGAAAUACAGUGAUGAGAAGGAAAAAAGAAACUACAUUCCUGUUAAUGACUGUUAGAUGAUGAGUGAUGAGGUAAUAACAUGUGAGUUCUAUCUUUUGGAGACAUGUAUUGAAAUAUGAAAUCGCUUUCUAAGACAUAUCAAAUCCUUGCUUAGUACCCACUUUUGUAUAUUAACAGGAAUGAAUGAUGCAACAGAAGAAAUCUAGACAACUCUAGGACUUGGAAAUCAUGAAUUUAAAUUUUCAUAAUUUGAAGGUGAAGAUAUUUCUAUCUCUUUUUCCAAUUAAAAGUCAUGACUUGAAAGAGGAUAUAGGACCUGAAUCACUGAAGAAAUGCUGUGAGAAAAUUUGGACUGAUUUAUCUUCCAUCCUACCACAGGAUUGCGAGGUCGGAAUAGCAAGAAUCCAAGAAGCAUUGAUAGUCUGACAGACUAGUAUUGAAACAGGGUGCAGCAACAGGAAUUUAAUGGCUGUAUCAAGCAAGCAGAUAUUGGCAUUAGGCAAGGGCAGGACUGAAGAGAUAAGCAUUUGACAGGAUUCGAACCUAGGUCUCUAAUGUUAAGGUUCAUAUACUUAUUACACCAAAUAGCCUCUCAAUGAGCUGUUAGGAAUGAAAGGAAAUCAAGUGGCAUUUACUACUUCUCCAUAAUUCUCUGUCUUUCCUCUAUAGGUUUUAAUAUUCAUAACAGGUUGCUACUUAGCAGGGUACAAUAGGGGUCAACAAUUCAGGACAUCCUUAACUCUUCCUCCUUCCUGCCUUGACACUUUGCUAUCUCACAGAGUGGUUAUGAGGAUUAAAAGACAAUUCUUGUCCAGUGCCUAGAAUAGUGCCUGGCUUCUAGUAACUGCAAAUGUUAGUUGCUGUUAGUUAGAAUUGUUAUUUUUUCCCAAAGUUUAAAGGAAAUGAACAUUAAUUUUAAAAAGGUAUGUACCUACAAGAAUAGUGUUAGGGAGGCACCUAAAAUGAGUGGAGACUUGAAUACUAAGAAUCCUUAAAAUGAUUUUUUUUAAAAAAGGCUUUAUUAAGAAUGAUAUCCAAACAUGAAAAUAUGUAAGAUCCAGUUAGAAGCAGGGUGGUCAUACAUCCCAGUUUGUCUAGGAUAGUCCCAAUUUACAUCUGUUGUCCUGGUGAAACUAUUACUAAUGCUCCCUUUUCAUCUCAGUGUCCUGGUUUGGAUGAAAAAAAUUACAAUGGUCACCCUAGUUAUAAGGGCAAUGAAAGUAAGUGUGGCGUUACCAAAAACAAAGAGCAUCUGUGUUUUAAAAGGAUUGAUCAUUUCUAGGCCCAGAUAAAAAACAAAAUCCCGGGCCGGGCACGGUGGCUCAAGCCUGUAAUCCCAGCACUUUGGGAGGCCGAGGCGGGUGGAUCACGAGGUCAAGAGAUGGAGAGCAUCCUGGUCAACAUGGUGAAACCCCGUCUCUACUAAAAAUACAAAAAAUUAGCUGGGCAUGGUGGCGCGUGCCUGUAAUCCCAGCUACUCAGGAGGCUGAGGCAGGAGAAUUGCCUGAACCCAGGAGGCGGAGGUUGCGGUGAGCCGAGAUUGCGCCAUUGCACUCCAGCCUGGGUAACAAGAGCGAAACUUCGUCUCAAAAAAAAAAACAAAAAAAAAAAAAACAAAAUUCCAAUGUUAGUGGGAACAUAAACAUGCAAGUUAAAGCGCUACCAGUAAUUGCAAGGAACAAGAAAAUAGGAAAUGUUCUAGAACACUGAGCUUGGGCAAAACGCUACAUUUAAGGCGUAAAAGCUGGAUUCCAGAAGCCACAGACCAGGAAAUUUACGUUUGAAUCCUGGAAAAUUUCUGAAAUGGACAGCUAAUAUUUUAAAUCAAAAAGCCAUGCUCAUUCUGGACUCAGAAUUGAUAACCUGUUCUAUUUCCUUGCUGUGUGCACAGCGAGGAAUCCCAUGUUCUAGUCCCCUUCCUGGGCAGUAGUUAGGGCAAGAAAACAAGGCAUCAGUAUUCUAAGAGUAAGCUAAUCCUAUCUAGGCCAGUUUACACAGGGCACCAAGGCAGUGGGAAAGCAGUUUCUUCCCUGGUAGUCAUGCCAAUAAGUAAAACACAUGGGAUAUGCUAUUAUUACCUGAGAGGACCAGAGUUGUGAGAAAAAUCACAGGUCGGCAAUACCUAACAAUACUUUUAUUACAGUAAGAUAGAAUAAUAUUGACAGCCUCUAUUAAUCCUCGUAGAGAAGAGCCUGAUGUGCUUAGGAAAGUAUAGCUCUUUCUGAGCAAGAAAGCACUUCUUUUAGGAAGGCUCCCCUAAUUCCCAAGACUGUGCACACCUCCAUGUUCUCUGUGACUAACUCACAUCCUAGCACCUACAACAUUUCAUUAUAAUCACCUUUUUACACAUCUGUUUUGCUCCUUCACUCAACUUUGAGCUCCUUGAUGGUAGGUGCCGUCUCCUGUUAGAUCAGUGGACUGGAAACAAUAGAUAAUGCUUGCCGAAUGGUAAAUGGUAUUUGUAAACCAUAACAGGGUUAUUUUGUCAAGUCUGUUGCUCCAUGAGGCUAAGCUAGGGGUCAGGUUCACCUCAUAGCAAAUGUGUGGAGUGCAGAAAUUUUCCAGCACCUCUGCAGCACUCUGCAUUACCCAAGAGGGUAUUUAAGUGUCAUUCUGAGAGUUAUGUAUCACUGGAUUGGUGUGCACUGUUAAGAUUUUAAUCUAUUCUAGACAGAAAAUCUUAGGACCCCAAAGCCAGAUUUAGAUAUAGGAUUAAAGGUGACUAGAUUCACCUAAAAACGUUUGUGAUGGACAGAAUCAUCAGAUAAUUGAGAUUUGCAGAUUAACCAGUAGAACUCUUUCCACUUGUGGUGAUGUUUUCUUGUUCUUUAAUCAUUUGCUCACAUAUUUAUUAUUUAAUUUGGCUUUUUCACCAUCAGAGAUUUCCCGAGUACCUUCAGUGUCACAAGUGCUGGGAUUACAAAGAUAGACGAGUUCUUUUAGGGUAUUCACAUGUAGUGAUAAGGAAGAGAGAUACAUGUAUUUGUAACUCUGAAUUAGACCGGGUACUCUAAAAUCCACACAGGACUGCGGGACCACAGGGAGCAACAAGCAUUAUUAGGCAUUGAAGGAUGAAUAGGAGGAAUUUACUAAGCAAGGUGGGGGAAGGGGUAUUUUAGAGAAGCAAUCUGUAAGCUGCACUUUUUCUCCUCUGGUGACUCUAAAACCUAUUGUUUAAGGGCAGGCCAGCCAUUCCCUAACGCGUUCUUCAAGAGGGAACUUUGAUGCUUGCUUCAACAAAAGGCUGGGUUUGAGUGAUCACAUGGAUUCAUACAGCUUUCCAUUCUGAUUUGGUACAAUUAAAUUAGCUAGGAAAUAACUUUAAACUGAAAAAGCCAGCAACUUUGGUCAUCUAUAUUCUGAGUAAAGUGUUUACAAUAUGAUGUUAUUUGUAACAGUAAAUUAGUAAAAAGUCUCAAAUAUAGAAAUUUUUAUAAAUAUAAUUUUAUUACUUGGAAAUACAUACAAAAAUUCAAACACAGCUAAAAAACAGUUGCUAAGCAGAGGUCCUAUCCAACCUGCUUAAUGAACACAUAAACAGUUAUUAUCAGCAUAAAACUUGAGUCCUGAAACAACUGUCUUCAGGGUCGUUAAAUAAUGGGUUUAAAAACAGGUAACUGUUUUGUUCUUUACACCUAUUUAAAUCUUUCCCCCAAAUAGAGUACUAACAUUUGUUUGGUUCAUGAGGUUUUACUUUAGAAAAAUAGCUAAAGCUAUAGCUAAUUAUUUUGAAACCUGCAAUACGUUUGCCCGUUUUCAGUCUUCUGUCACCUUUCUCCAUGGUUUCUCAAAAAUUCCCAAUAGUUGUUAACAGAAAGCAUUUGCAACCUCCAGCAGCUCUCUAGAAUACAGAAGUGUGGGUCUAACAGCCUUGAAAUCAUUUAAGGUGGCAAGAUUUUUUUUUUGCUUUUCAUUUUUGCAAUUUCCUGUCAUUUUAUUUUGGUCCAGUGAUAUCUUCUUGUAAGAGAAAAAAAACUGAGUUAUUCUGCUCUUCCUGAUUGUCAAUCCGUUACAAUACUUUAUCCAUUCUUUUUGCCCUUACUCAGGUUUUAAAAAGAAAAAAAAAGCCUUGACAACUUUAGCAUUUUCUAUAAAUUUAAGCUUAUUCUGAGCUUGAACAUUUCAAAUACUUUUAUAUUUCACUCUCCUCUCUGUAGUUUUGUCAUGCCAGUUUUCCCCUCUUUUGCACAUGAUCUUUGGCAGCCUGGUUUUAUCAGAGAUGCUUUACAUGCCCAUUCUCUAUCUUAUUUCUCUAGGCUCUUUUAACUUACAAAAAAAUAAUUUUUAGAAUGUCAUUUAAAAGUUUUGAUCCUUUUAUGGUCCCCCUCACAAUUUGCAAAACUGGAAAAGGUAGCUGGCUAAGAAGCAGAAAGGCCUCCUUUUGGUUUUGGGACUCAACUGUGUUCUUCAGUCUAGUCUUGCAUCCCGUCUUCCUAGCUGAGGAGCCUGAGGCCCCCAAGUAGACUGGAUAAACCAGGGAAGACUUCUACCUGUAGUGGUCUCUGGUUCAUGGUUCAGAGGGGAACAAGCCUAAAUUUGAGACUUGCUUCCACAGUAUUCUUUCUGAAACUUAAAAGUGAACAUACUUCCCUGCUUGCAGUCUGUUGAUGGAUCUCUGCUGCCUACAAUAUAUGGUACAAACCCCUUAGUCUGGCACACAGGACCUGUGUGACCAGCUCCCAUUUCUUUCCCUAGCUUCCUUUAUCAUUUCCUCCCAACCCCAAAUGCCUUACUACAAGAACUUUUUUCUCUAAUACGUUAGCCUGUUUCACACUUUUGCUCAGAUUAUUCCCUCAGCCAGAUCCCUACCUCCUGAGAAAACCUAUUCAUCUUUUAAAUGCUCAAAAUAUCCUCAAAUCUCUGCUACUGAGUGCUCCCUUAUGCCCUCAUUAACCUUUACUUUCUUCUAUCUUUACAUCUAUGUUAGUCAUUGUUUACUAACAAUGUCUAUCCAUCUGCCUGACGAGAUUGUAAACAAGGGCAGAAAGUGUUUUAUUCAGCGUCACAUCUUUCAUCAUAUACUACAACACCAAAAAAACUUGGACUGAAUAAAGUCAGACUGAAAUCUG